This is a messenger RNA of Patiria miniata (bat star), 390 nucleotides long. RefSeq names its product tetra-peptide repeat homeobox protein 1-like. The coding region runs from base 1 to 390 and encodes 129 amino acids. The record is from RefSeq and is a predicted model, not a curated record. The transcript has 2 exons. NCBI's taxonomy places the organism in Eukaryota, Metazoa, Echinodermata, Asteroidea, Valvatida, Asterinidae.
AUGUAUGUAUGGUAUUACUUUGAACCUCUCAACCCUGGUCCCAACCCUGGUCCCGACCCUGGUCCCGACCCUGGUCCCGACCCUGGUCCCGACCCUGGUCCCGACCCUGGUCCCGACCCUGGUCCCGACCCUGGUCCCGACCCUGGUCCCGACCCUGGUCCCGACCCUGGUCCCGACCCUGGUCCCGACCCUGGUCCCGACCCUGGUCCCGACCCUGGUCCCGACCCUGGUCCCGACCCUGGUCCCGACCCUGGUCCCGACCCUGGUCCCGACCCUGGUCCCGACCCUGGUCCCGACCCUGGUCCCGACCCUGGUCCCGACCCUGGUCCCGACCCUGGUCCCGACCCUGGUCCCGACCCUGGUCCCGACCCUGGUCCCGACCAGAUUUAG